Molecule: messenger RNA, 949 nt
Organism: Zychaea mexicana
Lineage: Eukaryota; Fungi; Mucoromycota; Mucoromycetes; Mucorales; Lichtheimiaceae
Exons: 5
Coding region: 324-761 (145 amino acids)
Source: RefSeq, a predicted model, not a curated record
CGUCUAUUGUAGUCGUAAAUCGUCGCGCUCUGAUGGUUAUUGAUCAUAGUUUUCAUGUGUCCAAUCCUGUCGGAGACUCAUUUUCUUUAGUCUUUAAUGGGAGAAUUCCCGCAGCACAACAAUCGACUUUUUUUCUCACUCGUGCAAUUACCACCCUUGAAUAUGCGAAAGUUUUUACCAAGUGUUUUAGCGAAGAGCAAAGUGCUCCCUCGUUAAAGAAGUUUGUUUUUGGGCGAAUCUUGACUAUAUUGGUACAAGUAUCUUUGAACUUGUCGUACAUAUUGAAUAGGAAAAGCUGAACAAUCAAGCAUCCCGAAAAAAAGAUGCGUGCAACUCCUGUCUACUCCUUGUCAACUCCCUCCUCAAAUGGCAAUGUUAAUGCGGCUCAUUCGUUCAUAUUAAACAUUUCCAAUCCCUGUUGGAGCAAAGUCUUUAAACCAUCUCAAUUAACCAAGAUCCAUAACGACUACGUGAAAGAGUUGCCACCUGUACAACAAGAAAUGAAGACUUUUCAUAAAAACUUCAAGAACAUGACUGAUGUGGAACAACUUUGGAACAUUGCUGAAGAGCAUCGAUUUCAUCCAAUCGCCAAAUUUGAUCUCGACUGGUCUCGACGUUCGAUCCUCGAUAUCCUUUCCUCUUAUCGCUGGGGCAGCGUUCAGCGUGCAGCAGUGUCAGGCGGCGAACGUGACCUCAUCAUGUUGAUUUGGCGUGCUGUGGAUAUGUGUUUUCAGAACCUUAAAGUGGAUUCAUUAAGGUAAAUCUCAAGUUUAAUUUUAAUUGGUAUAGUAGGGUUCUCGGGACUGAAAGUAACAAAGGGAGUGUGUGUCUAUUGCUUUUUUGCUGCUGGGUGCAUUGUACGCGCAGCUCACUAAACAGAGGGCCAACCCACUUUAAACAAAUUCGGACUCACCCCAGAACAGGAAUAAGAACCAGCAAGAAGAUAUAC